AUGUUGGAAAUUAGGCCAUGUUGUUGCUGCUGUUGCAAAAGUUGCUGUUGUGCUGGUGGUGGCUGCGGUGGAGGUAGCGGAGGUGGUUGCGGUGGAGGUGGUUGCGGUGGAGGUGGUUGCGGUGGGUGUGGUGGAGGCGGUUGCGGUGGAGGUGGUGGUAGCGGUGGCGGUGGUUGCGGUGCAGGAGGUGGUGGGGGUGGUGGUGGUUGCGGUGGAGGAGGUGGUAGCAGUGACGGUGGUCGCGGUGGAGGAGGUGAUAGAGGUGAUAAUAGUGGUGGUGGCUACGGUGGAAAUGGUGAAAGAGGAUUUGGUGGUGAUGGUGGUAUAGGGAAAAGUAAGAAAAGCAAAAUCCAUGGUGACAAAGGUACUGGCGAAAGAGAAUUUAGCAUUCGAUUGAGGAAGCGCUCAAACGAUAUGAAACCUGAAUGGAAAAAUAAUCAAAUUGAUGAUGAUGAUGAUGGCUUUAGUGAUAACAGUGAUACAAACGGUAGGAGUAACCGAAAUGGCAUUGGCUAUGUCCACAAUGAUAAUGAUAAUGGCAUUAGCAAUAUCAUUAUCAACAAGAAGAAGAGAGCAAUGAUUGCAAACUACAGUACUAUUGCUUUGGGAGUUUAA
Acanthocheilonema viteae is the source of this 615-nucleotide messenger RNA. Lineage: Eukaryota; Metazoa; Nematoda; Chromadorea; Rhabditida; Onchocercidae. The record is from the annotation of a GenBank genome assembly.